Amblyraja radiata (thorny skate) is the source of this 1198-nucleotide messenger RNA. RefSeq names its product phytanoyl-CoA 2-hydroxylase (gene phyh). Bases 104 to 1090 code for a protein of 328 amino acids. Gene Ontology annotation, biological process: fatty acid alpha-oxidation. NCBI's taxonomy places the organism in Eukaryota, Metazoa, Chordata, Chondrichthyes, Rajiformes, Rajidae. The transcript has 9 exons. Gene Ontology annotation, molecular function: phytanoyl-CoA dioxygenase activity. The record is from RefSeq and is a predicted model, not a curated record.
GACGGGGCCGGGGCAAAGGUAACGGGAUUGUCGCCCUGGAGUCUCUCAACCCCGGCACCGUCUCCCCGGAGUGUCCGAGCCGCCGGCACCGUCUCCCCGGACAAUGGCCGCCAGGCUGCAGCUCAUCCGCCGGCAUCUGCACCCAGACCUUAAACUCUCUCCUACCUCUGCGGAAGGAACUUCAACUUUCUCUCCAGGAACUUUCCGCUACACUGUGGACAAUAGUUGCCUGACCCCGGACCAGAGGCAGUUCUAUGAGGAAAACGGAUUCCUUCACGUUAAGAAGUUGGUUUCUGAUGAACAUCUGGAGAUUUUCAGAGAGGAGUUUGGAAGGAUCUGUCGUAAGGAAGUUCUGGUCCCAGGAUUAACGGUGAUGAGGGAUGUGGGCAUCGCAAAGACGGAGUAUGUUCCCGGUCAACAGGCUGUGUCCAAGAUCCAAGAUUUCCAAAGCAAUGAGAUACUUUUUGAGUAUUGUUGCCUACCAGAGAUCUUGAAGUACGUGGAGUGUUUUACCGGCCCUGAUAUAAUGGCGAUGCACACUAUGCUCAUCAACAAGCCUCCCGACUCUGGCAUGAAGACAUCACGCCAUCCAUUGCAUCAGGACCUGCAUUAUUUCCCGUUCCGGCCGGCGGAGCAGAUCGUGUGCGCGUGGACGGCCAUGGAGAGGGUUCACCGCGACAACGGGUGCCUGGUGGUGCUGCCGGGGACACACGUGGGCAGCCUGAGGCCACACGUCUACCCCGACUGGCCCGGCGGCGUCAAUAAGAUGUACCACGGUAUCCACGGUUACGACCCCAGUCACCGCCGGCUCCACCUGGAGAUGGACAAGGGCGACACUGUCUUCUUCCACCCCAUCCUCAUCCACGGCUCAGGGACCAACGUGACCAGCGGCUUCCGGAAGGCGAUAUCCUGCCACUACGCCAGUGCGGACUGCAGCUACAUCGACGUUAAGAACACCAGCCAGGAGAACAUCGAAGAAGAGGUUCUCGAAAUAGGGCGCAGGAAAUAUGGCAUUAGCAAAGACACGCCUUUGGCAGAUAUCUGGCGUUUCAAGGGUCGUCUUGUACAAGGAGAGAGAACCAACCUGUGACCUUGUUCUGGGGAUGGAAACUGUACACUGGCAGUGCAUGUAUUUUACACUCUUUCCAGUGACUAACUCAGUACUUUUCUUUGCAAAUAAUAAUCUACAUUCAAUGUA